AUGUCUGGAGACGGAGAGGAAGAGCUGUGCCGAAACGCACUAACGUUGGUCCAUGAACUGUGCUUCGGCAUCCGGGAAAACCGCAACAACGAGAAGUGCAUCGAGUUCUCCUACCUCAUGCGCGAUCGAGACCGCACACGCCACAUCGAGACAGAUAUAUCGGUCAGCCUCCUCUCGGUGAUUGUAACAUUCUGUGGCAUCGUUCUCCUGGGCGUCUCACUCUUUGUCUCCUGGAAGCUCUGCUGGAUCCCAUGGCGUGACAAAGGCUUGAACCCCCAGCGCAAGGACUCGCACCACCUGCACCACCUGCACCACCACUCGCACUUCACCGACCUUGCUGUCGAGCGCGUUGACUGUGGCCCAGAGAUGCCCGAACGCUCCUACCUCGACCUGGAGUCAUACCCCGAGUCCAGCAUCAAACUGAGCCAGACGUCGCCUGAUAUCCCGGUGGACACCAACUCCGGGACUAAGGAGAACAGCCUCCCAAACGCACACUCCCACCAACAGGUGUCUGUCCCGCCACCAGCAACAAGGUUCAACUCGCUCCCGAGGCCAAUCCCACAGCAGUUGUCCAGCCCGGACUUUGGGAGCCAGACCGAUGAGAAAGUGGAGCAGGUGACCAGCAUCGGCCAGAUCAAACCGGAACUCUACAAGCAGAGGUCCAUCGACGCGGAGGCGAAGAAGCACCAGAAGGUGAACUGCGGGCGGAUAAACUUCCUGCUGAGGUACACGUACGCCACCGAGCAGCUGGUGGUCAAAGUCCUGAAGGCCCUCGAUCUUCCAGCCAAAGACGCCAACGGAUUCUCCGACCCUUACGUGAAGAUCUACCUGCUCCCCGACCGCAAGAAGAAGUUCCAGACCAAGGUGCACCGCAAGACGCUGAACCCAGUGUUCAAUGAGACCUUUCAGUUCAAUGUCCCGUUUAACGAGCUGCAGAACCGCAAGCUCCACUUCAGCAUCUAUGACUUUGACCGUUUCUCCCGUCACGACCUUAUCGGGCAAGUGGUGCUGGACAACCUGCUGGAAUUCUCCGACCUCUCCGAGGGAACACCCAUGUGGCGGGACAUCUUGGAGGCGACAUCGGAGAAAGCUGAUCUGGGUGAGAUAAACUUCUCCCUGUGCUAUCUCCCGACGGCAGGCAGACUCACAAUCACCAUUAUCAAAGCCACCAAUCUUAAGGCGAUGGAUUUGACUGGAUUCUCAGAUCCCUAUGUGAAGGCGUCAUUGAUCUGUGAGGGGAGGCGUCUGAAGAAGCGGAAGACGUCAAUAAAGAAGAACACACUGAACCCAGUGUACAAUGAGGCCCUGGUGUUUGACAUUCCCAACGAGAAUAUGGACCAUGUCAACGUCAUCAUUGCUGUCAUGGAUUACGACUGCAUCGGUCACAACGAGGUUAUUGGGAUGUGCUGUGUAGGGAAUGACGCUGAUGGUGCAGGUCGGGAACACUGGACUGAAAUGCUGGCCAACCCACGCAAACCCAUUGAACAAUGGCAGCAGCUUGUUGAGGAAAAAGUCAUGAACAAUUACAUGACAAAAAGUUACACCACCAGUACAGGUGUCACCAAACCAGUUAGCAUUGUGGUGGAGAGUCCUCAUUCAGACUGA
Messenger RNA from Hemiscyllium ocellatum (epaulette shark), 1605 nucleotides. It is a transcript of the gene syt3, whose product is annotated as synaptotagmin III. Gene Ontology annotation, cellular component: membrane. Bases 1 to 1605 code for a protein of 534 amino acids. The transcript is spliced from 7 exons. Lineage: Eukaryota; Metazoa; Chordata; Chondrichthyes; Orectolobiformes; Hemiscylliidae. Gene Ontology annotation, molecular function: clathrin binding; calcium ion binding; calcium-dependent phospholipid binding. Gene Ontology annotation, biological process: regulation of dopamine secretion; regulation of calcium ion-dependent exocytosis; calcium-ion regulated exocytosis. The record is from RefSeq and is a predicted model, not a curated record.